Molecule: messenger RNA, 745 nt
Organism: Brassica oleracea var. oleracea
Lineage: Eukaryota; Viridiplantae; Streptophyta; Magnoliopsida; Brassicales; Brassicaceae
Product: 50S ribosomal protein L34, chloroplastic-like
Exons: 2
Coding region: 72-560 (162 amino acids)
Biological process (GO): translation
Cellular component (GO): ribosome; mitochondrial large ribosomal subunit
Molecular function (GO): structural constituent of ribosome
Source: RefSeq, a predicted model, not a curated record
AGAUUAAGUCUCCGGUUGUUCGUAGAUAAGAAAAGAUUUGGGAAGGAAGGAGAUAAGAAAAAAGAAUUUCAAUGGCUUCCUUAUCCAUCUCCGUUGUAGCUUCGGCUUCGUCGCGUUUAUGUCAUCCUUCUUCAUCAAACGGGAAGAUUGGCGUCCCUUCCGCCUCGCUUUCUCUCAGCACAGGCUCGAGACGGGCUCCGUUUUCUCUGAGCUCUUCAGCUUCAGCUUCAGCUUCUUCUCAGCUGCUCCAUUGCUCGUUUCUCUCUUCAUCUCUUUCCCUCGCAUCUUCAUUUUCCGGUUUGUCAGUUGCGUUUGAUCUCAGCAGUGGAACCAGUGGGGGCCUGGAUAGCCAGAAACGAAGAGGUCUUGUGGUGCGAGCUGGAAAAGCUGCUCUGUGUCAAACGAAGAGGAGCAGGUCAAGAAAGUCUCUGGCUAGGACUCAUGGUUUCCGUUUGAGGAUGAGAACCACCAGCGGUAGAGCGACCAUCAAGCGCCGACGUGCCAAGGGUCGUUGGAAUCUCUGCCCUAAGUCCAACCCUAGCAGCGGCAAACGGGCUUGAAGCUCGUCUCUCCCCUCACUCUAUCUGUAAUCUUGUUUGAUAUGCCUUUUCUGCCAAAAGAUACAAUGAGAAAACAUGUGUCGAUGAGCUCCUUUCUGCUUUUAACUCUUUAUGUAUUCUUGAUUCGGUAUGUCAUCACAUUGCGCAAUAGUAUUGUGGUAUUGCCUUGUUGAAUUUGAAUCUAA